GCUGGUGGGUUUGCAGUUUUCGUUUGAACGUUGGAGCAGCACGUUGAUAAAGAGUUUGAGUUUUGCAUUCCUUGUUCUCGCGAGCGGAUUCGUAGUCUUCUUCGGUAGCAUUGCUGGAUCGUUGUGGGAUCUCGAAAGUGUAGAUACGUAAAAAAAGUCUAAGAACUGGUUAAGAGCGGUGUCGUCGCCCCGUUACAACAGUUGAUCCGUUUUCCUUAUAUCAAAGCGAAAUCGAAGAAAAAGGUCGUCAUACGACCUCCAGCGAAACCUUUCAUCAGCGGACAUCUGUGGAAGCCCCCGACGAUUGUGAACAGAAUGCCGGAACCGGAGGGUGUCAAGCACAUGCUGGAGAUGGACAAGGAACUUCCGCCGAAGAUCGCUGAGGUUGCCGCCAAACAGGGCGAAGACCCGGAGAAGACCUGUCUCAAGAUUCAGCAGUUGCGGGAUAUGAUUUAUGAAUUGGGAGGAUGUGACCCACAUCGGAUGGACGACGACUACCUGCUAAGAUUCCUCAGAGCACGGUUUUGGAAGGUGGAGAAUUCUUACAAACUGAUGUGCCGGUACUACGAAUUCCGCGAGAACAACACAGAACUCUACGACAACGUGAAUCCCAUGACCUUGCGCUCGCUCGGAGAUGAUAACAUCAUCACAAUCUCGCCUUAUCGGGAUCAGGAAGGUCGACGGGUACUCUUCUUCAAAUUUGGCAACUGGCGACCUUCCAAGAUCCCGCUGACGGAUCUGUUCAAAGCAACGCUUCUGAUGCUGGAGGUGGGUUCACUCGAACCGAUAUCGCAGGUCGUUGGCGGAAUCGGCAUCAUGGAUCUCGAAGGACUCUCGCUGAACCACGCCUGGCAUAUGAGUCCUUCAGUUGCACAGAAGAUCAUCGCUCUGCUAGUGACCUGCAUGCCAGUGCGAACGACGGCGAUCCACAUCGUGAACCAAGGCUGGGUGUUCGACACCGUAUUCCAGAUGUUCAAACCGCUGCUGAACGAUCGGAUGCGGGAGCGGUUGUUCUUCCACGGUACCGAUCGAUCCUCUCUGCACAAACACAUCGAUCCGGAGUUCCUACCGGAACGGUAUGGUGGCACGAAACCGGAGUAUCCCUACACGUACUGGUUGGAUCACCUAUGCGGAGACGAGAAGGUGGUUCACGAGCUUGAACAGCUCGGCUAUGUGGCUGAUCCGGCCAGCGAAGAAUGACCAAAGCCACUCGUGCCAGCGAUGUGGAACGUGUCUGUGAUCUAUGAGUCUGUGACUGCUGCGCGAUUUGCAAUAAUUAGAUAGUGUUCAUGAUGGGGGGUAUUCCCAAUGUCUAGGGUAGCGAAAUUGCCAAAUUUGUGCCUUCGUAUACAGUUCGUAGAUGUGAAGUACGCAAGCCAUGGGUAAUUGCUCGGCUAGUUUUUUUUUUCAUAGGAAAUAGUCUACCUUAUACAAUUUAAUAAACGAUAUUCCUGACGUAGAG
Aedes aegypti (yellow fever mosquito) is the source of this 1462-nucleotide messenger RNA. RefSeq names its product alpha-tocopherol transfer protein-like. The record is from RefSeq and is a predicted model, not a curated record. Gene Ontology annotation, cellular component: membrane. The coding region runs from base 316 to 1200 and encodes 294 amino acids. Gene Ontology annotation, molecular function: phosphatidylinositol bisphosphate binding. The transcript has 5 exons. Lineage: Eukaryota; Metazoa; Arthropoda; Insecta; Diptera; Culicidae.